GGAGAAAUGUUGGGUCAAGAUUUAUCCUUUUCUAAAACCCUGAACCCUAGCUUCUCCAUCUUCCCUUUCUCCAUCCGUAAAUCUCCUCCUAGCUCCGUCGUAAGAAGGACCGUUUCUGUUUUACCGGUUGCCGAGAGGAAUUUUCCGUUGGGUGUCAAAAGCUCUGAGCUUUUCCUCAGAAAAGAUGGUGGAUUCCGGCGAGACGUUCGCGCUUUGGCGGGGCGGAGCAAGAAGAAGCCUGGAGGUUCUUCAGGCGGGAGGAUUGAAGGGGAUUCGGAUAUGAGAAAGCAGGUGAAGCGAAAUGCUCGCGAGAAGUCGAAGAAGCUAGCGGAAUCUCUGUUUUAUCGGUUGUAUAAUAACCCUGACAAGAGUCGAAGCAACAUCCUCAGUAGUCACCCGGAUAAGUUCACGGAGGAGGAGCUUGAGAUGAUAGGGCUUGGUUACGAUAGGAUGGUCCGGUUUAUGGAUAAGGACGACCCCAGGUUGCGUCAUCCUUAUGACUGGUUCAAGUACGGAGAGUUUGGGCCUUACUCGUGGCGUGGUGUUGUGGUUGGUGAUCCGGUUCGUGGUAGUAUCUCUGAUGAGUGUGUUACUAUGAUAGGUGAAGUGGAGAAUCAUGAAGAGUUUGAGAAGAUUGAGCAGCAUGAGAUGAAUAUAGAUUUCCAGAAAAGGGUCAAGGAGUUGGAUUCGAAUGUUGGUUUGAGGUACUUUUGGGUUUUCGUUAGGCAUCCGAAAUGGAGGCUCAAUGAAUCGCCGUGGGAGCAAUGGACGUUGGUUAGCGAAGUGGUUGUGGAAGCGGAGAAGAAGCAGAGGCUGGACAAAUGGAAUCUGAUGGGGAGAUUGGGGAACAAAUCAAGGUCUUUGAUAUGUCAAUGUGCGGCUUGGUUUAGACCUGAUGUUGUGUAUGUGAAGAAGCCUGUGUUUCAGUGUAGGUUUGAGCCUCAAGAAGAUUUCUUUAACUCGAUCAUCCCUUAUCUAAACCCGGUAACGGAAUCUGGUUUCGCGUUUGAAGUGGAGGAUGAUGAAGGUAGAGUGGAACUGAGUACUUAUUACGGAGGGUUGUGUAAGAUGUUGAAAGUGAGACAGACGGCUUUUGUGGAUGAUGUGGUGAAAGCUUAUGAGAAGUCGAGCGAUGAGAAGAAGUCGAAAGUUUUGAGGUUCUUGCUCGGGAACCACCCGAUCGAACUGUUGCAUCCGUACACAAAAGAAUGGAAGGCGAAGCUGGAGGAGAUGGAGCUAGGGUGUGAUGCUCCAGAUGAGGAUGAGAUGAAAAUUAGUGGAAACUCAGAGAAGGGUGAAUUCUCUGAAUGGGUUGAGACUGAGGCUGACGAUGAUGAUGAUGGUGACGAUAGUGAGGAGGAGGAAGAAGAUGGUGAUGAUGAUAAUAUGGUAGUGGAUGCGGAAGGAACCGAGGAAGAAGACAGUUUGGAAGGUGAAGUAGAGGAGUUUGAUCCGGAAGAGGAAGAGAGAUAUUGGGAAGAGCAAUUCAAGAAAGCGACAAGUAACGCGGAGAGGAUGGAAAAGCUUGCGGAGAUGAGUAUGGUGGUGUCAGAUAGGUUUUAUGAGAAGCAGUUGAAGGCAAUGGAGGAAAAGGAAAAGGGAGAGAUCGCAGGAGAUGAGCUUGAAAUGAGAGGUAAGAAAGCGAAAGUGAAGCCGGAAGAGUGGAAGACAGUAGGUUAUGGACGGUGGAUGAAGAAGAUCAAGAAGAGUAGAAUCCCACCUGAGCUAUUUCUCCGUGCUGCUGUUAGGCCCUUUGUUUACAGGAACUUGGUGAAAGAGAUUGUUCUGACAAGACACGCCAUUCUGGAAGGCGAGAUUGGUCAAAAAGAGUGAUAACCUCCACCAGUUUAGGUCCUAAAGAAGAAAAGAGUCUGAAUCGUUGAUUUACGUCAUUAGCUUCAGAAGAGAUUAUUCAAGAACUUUCCAACAUCAUGUAUGUAAAUGAGUCGGAAGUUGAACAGUUUUUUGUUAUCAAUGAUUUGUUAAUGUUGCUUCUGCAA
Eutrema salsugineum is the source of this 2000-nucleotide messenger RNA. RefSeq lists its product as uncharacterized. The transcript has a single exon. The coding region runs from base 7 to 1833 and encodes 608 amino acids. The record is from RefSeq and is a predicted model, not a curated record. NCBI's taxonomy places the organism in Eukaryota, Viridiplantae, Streptophyta, Magnoliopsida, Brassicales, Brassicaceae.